AUGGCGAGGUUCUCGAUAAUACUGCCCUCCUUGGGCUUUUUCGGCCGGUCACUUGGGAAUUCAUUCGUGCCUACAAACGGAAAUGCAUUGUCUCCAUUGCACGGCACGCCGUACUUUGAAGAGGUCCAUCCCGAAAGCACCUUCACAGUCGACAACUCGACCCUGACACCGGUCAUCUCGCCAGACGGCUCCGGCAUCGCGAUCCAGACGUCGACCACGCAGUUCCAUACACACGUCAACUUCCGGUUUCCAUCGUACAUCAACGAGGGAAGUUUCCUGUGCCAGCUGGCUUUCCGCAUCGAUCCCCAUCCGCAAUCUGCCGUCGAUGAUGGCGCAAACAGCGCCGAGUUGGAUCUCUUCGAGCUUGAUAGCCCCACGAACGCGACGCACCAUCCAGACAUCGCCGGCUAUCGGGGUCGCUGGGUUGCCAAGGAGCUCGUACAAGAAAGUGGUGUUGCAUAUACUGAAUAUGGGAUCCAGCCGUUCGACUGCUCCUCGAUGCGGCUUGGGGGACUCUUGAUGGGCUUCGAGGUCUCGCCCAAAUGGUGGGACCCAGAUGCUCGUGUUAAUAUCUCGUGGUCUGGCUUUUCUGAGAUAUCGUCAGGUUGCCAGUUCUGCGAGACAUCCAGCGCCAUCGAUAAUGGGUCCAUGGUGUAUUAA
Molecule: messenger RNA, 660 nt
Organism: Diaporthe citri
Lineage: Eukaryota; Fungi; Ascomycota; Sordariomycetes; Diaporthales; Diaporthaceae
Exons: 2
Coding region: 1-660 (219 amino acids)
Source: RefSeq, a predicted model, not a curated record